Prunus armeniaca (apricot) is the source of this 801-nucleotide messenger RNA. Lineage: Eukaryota; Viridiplantae; Streptophyta; Magnoliopsida; Rosales; Rosaceae. The record is from the annotation of a GenBank genome assembly.
AUGGGUUUAGCAGUUUUGCGGUUUGGCAACAACUUCUUAGACAAAUACCAAUCAAAGCAUCCAUCCGAGUCUCCAAACCCUUUGCUGAUCAUCGUCGUCAUCAUGAACAUGUCUCAAGCCCUUAAGAUUGUCAUCCCACCUCCUGUUUUCUCCCUUCUGACUUUCAUUGGUACCAUAAUUUUUGUUUAUGUCUGCAUCAUAGCAUUCUCAAUCAUGCUUUCCCUUCUCGUCAUUGCCCUCUUUUACGUCGUCUGCGAGUUUGUUUGGGCGCCGUUAUACGAGAGAAGAAAUCGGGAUCCCGAGGCAGGGGAUGAAAGGUUGUCGUUUCAGCCAAACCGCGAAGAAUGGCAUGACCAAGCCACAUUUUAUCAGGCAGCUGUCCUUCAUAAUCUUAGGGUUUUGGAAAUCUUGGACUCAAUUGUUGAGGCGUUGGAGGAAAGAAGAGACCAAAGGCACCAGCGGGAUAGGGAACAACUGUUGGAGAUCAAACUGCCACCUCCCAUAGCUUAUGGAAGCCAUGAAAUUGAAAUGAAUUGCAAGGAUUGUGUUAUUUGCAUGGAGGACUUUGAGACUGACCAAUUGUGCCAACAAUUACUGGAGUUAGGAGAGGCCCCGACCACUUUGGUAGCAGGGCAACAAAGUUUGGUGGUUCGGGCAAGUUUCGAUGUUACUCAAGUGAGACGAUGGAGGUCGAAGCACUUCGUGUAUGCUUUCUUUAGCCGGGGUGGACAUCUCGCGGUGCUUGAAUGUGAUGCGAAGGGUUUUAAUUGCGGAUUUGCAAGGGACUUGUGUCUUAAGUGA